AUGUGGGCGCCCACAGGACUCCGACCAUCAGCCUUUGCGUCGAUAGACCCGCUGCAAGUCAAGGAUGACCCGGAAGCACCGGGGCGCUUCGUCAGAACACUAGUCACAUCCGAAAAAGUGUUCGCCGUGCCAGGCGAGAGUUUCUAUGCCAGAAUUCCACAGAAUUCAUGGUGCUAUUAGUUUAG
This is a messenger RNA of Amoebophrya sp. A120, 185 nucleotides long. NCBI's taxonomy places the organism in Eukaryota, Dinophyceae, Syndiniales, Amoebophryaceae. The record is from the annotation of a GenBank genome assembly.